AUGCUUGUGUCCACAACCAUCGCUAAAUCGUACAUCUGUGAAGAGGUACUUGGCGUGGGAGCCUUUGGGAAAGUAUACAAGGUCUCGAAAACCGAUUCUGGUGAGAUCUUUGCUUUGAAGGAAAUUGAUGAAAGCCUUUGCCUCGCUAGUAGCAUGUCCCUCACGGGAGAGUUAGAUAUCUAUCCACAGCUUCAGUCACGAUAUAUUGUUAAUUGUACGCGUGUGCUGCGCGAUCCAGAGAUUGAACAUGUGUAUCUCGAGAUGGAGUACUGCAAUGGGGGAACGCUCGAGGAAUUCAUCAUGCAGCAUCGCCGCCGACAAGAGCCUAUACCUGAGCUGCAGAUAUGGGAGAUACUGGCUCAAAUUGCCGCUGGUCUUGCCUAUCUUCACUCCCAGAUCAAGACAGGCUCUUUAUCGGUUGUUGUGCACAGAGACAUAAAGCCGGCAAACAUUUUAUUCCUGGAUGACGACGUUAAGAUUGCUGAUUUUGGUUUUUGUCGCCCCCUGGAGCUUGUUUCUAUUACCGGAUCUGCGAGUGUGCAGAAGGUGCUCGGGACCCCUGCUUAUCUGGCACCAGAGAUACUCAAUGGACAAUCCUGCACGCAGAAGGUCGAUAUUUGGUCUUUGGGCUGCAUUAUACUAGAAUUAUGCACUCUUGAAAUUCCCACCUCUAUAGCCGACACUCCUAUUGAGCCUUACUUGCAGCAGCUUUCAGGCUACAGUAAUACUAUAAAACUCGUCAUCAGGCGGUGUCUAGAACGAAUACCGUAUGCACGAAUAAGCAGCGCAGAUCUCCUCCUUGUUCCUGACAUUCAAGAAGUCCUUCGAAGAAUGGAGUUUCAAAGGUAUCAAACCAUGCAUAAUGCACUUGUGUGGUCUCCUAGCCCUAUUCGGGCCUCCUCGCCGUCUGGGCUAAGGCUCGGAGCACAGUCACCAGUAUCCCCUAGACCCAGUGGCUUCGGACUCCAGACGGCUCUUAUGGACGCUGCGUUGUCUGGGGAUGUAGAUAGCGUAAGAAAUAAUUUGCACGAAGUCCGGAUGCGUUCCCAUAACGGACGUACUGCUCUUAUGCUAGCAGCUAUGGCUGGACACUCUGAUUGCAUAGAUAUUCUUCUUGAGCAUGAGGGACAGAUGUAUGACAAUAACAAGAUGACAGCUUUGAUGCACGCGGCCAGAAAGAAUACGAUUGCUGAGGCGUCGUCUCUCAUACUGAAGGAAAGUAAGUUGCAAGACAACAAGGGCAUGACCGCACUUAUGCAUGCUGCUUCCGCCGGCAGCAGAGAAUCUGUGGAGCGCCUUCUUGCCGUAGAAGAAGGAAUUAGGGACAAAGAUGGAAUGACGGCUUUGAUGCACGCAGCAAGAAAUAACCAUCACAUAUGUGCAAAGCUUCUCGCUCCUUAUGAAGAACGGUGUCACGAUCUCACGAGCAAGACAGCGCUUAUGUAUGCGGCCAUAAAUGGCAGCAAAGAAUGCGUAUCGUUUUUACUUGAGAGGGAAUCUGGACUAAUAGACAAAUAUGGCGAGACAGCCCUUAUGUGGGCCGUGCGCCUUAAUCAGGUUGAAAUGAUUCACUUACUCAUUGGGAAGGAAGCGCGACUGUCUAACGUUGAGGGCAUCACAGCCCUUGUACUAGCUGUGAAACUUAACCAUGUGGAAUGCUUGGAUGUUCUGAAAGUAGAAGCCGGCAUCCAAACGCAUAGUGGCGAAACUGCAUUACUAAUUGCUAUAGUUUCAGAUAACAUCUCAUGCAUUCAAAGACUAGCACUUAUGCCCCAGGAAAUCAGCGCUCGAAUUGGGCCAGGCCUCACAACUUUGAUGUGGUGCAUUCUUAAUGGAAAGAGUAACUACAUUAAAUGGCUACUCCCAGAGUCUUUAAGGAGCGUUGAUUCUCAAGGGCGAACUGCUCUGAUGCAUGCCUCUAGGAUUGGGGAUGUAAGUGCAGCCACGGUUCUCGCAGAACAUGAACAUGGCAUGCAGGACGGAGAAGGAAAUACAGCACUUAUGUAUGCGGCAGAGCAUGGCCACGAUGCAAUAGUGUCUCUUCUGGUCAAUAAGGAGUCUCGUAUACUCAACAGCCAGCACAGAACAGCUCUAAUGCUCGCCACAGACCGCGAGCAACGGAAGUGUUGUGAGCUCCUGGCAAAGUAUGAACAGGGCCAUGUCGAUAGUGACGGUAGAACAGCUCUCAUUCGCGCCGUAUUCACAGGGGAUGUUGAACUGGUACAGCUCUGUGUCGGAGAGGCUACAUAUAUACAGGCCAACGGGAAGACGGCACUGAUCAUCGCAAUGGAGCGCGGACUUAGUAAAAUUGUCGAACUCUUGGGUCCGUAUGAAGCUUCCUGUAGGGACAAUGAGGGCGACACCGCGCUCAUCUGGGCAGUGAAGAACGGGAAAAUUAAAUAUCAGCCAUAUCUGGCGUCAGCAGAGGGUCUUCUAAAUAGAUACGGUAAAACGGCACUGAAGAUAGCACUAGACUUGAACAAAAAGGAUAUGUUUAAGGCCUUAUUAAAAGGGGAGGCAUCUAUAAAGAUGCCUGACGGUUACACCAUUUUAGACUAUGCUGUAAUAGAAAACAAGGUAAAGUAUAUACAAUGCAUAACUAAUCAUAUUCUUAUGGAACGUACUUCGGUUCCUUUAAAGCCCCGCGUUGCAGCAACUGUAUCUACAAAGAAGAGUCCCUUAUAUUUGGCAGCGGAGAGUAAUAACUUGGACGACAUAAAGGCUAACUUAAAUCUCAUUGGCACGGUAUACAACGGGUUGUCAUCUCUCAAGAUAGCCGCCUAUUAUGGUCAUGAGGAGGCAGUCAAACUGCUUCUCGGUGAACUUGGUCUGCAAGUGGGCGAGGGUUUCACCGCCCUUAUGAUGGCUGCACAACAGGGACACUUGGGAUGUGUUGAGCUGCUUCUGGGAGAGGUUGGUCUGAAAACAAAGGGUGGGUGUACUGCACUAAUGACUGCGGCCCACGAGGGACACUUAGGCGUAGUGUCACUGCUACGUGACUUCGAAUGUGGCGCCACGGACAAUAACGGAAACACAGCCUUGCAUUAUGCGGCAAGGUGUGGGCACACCGAGGUGCUCAAGCAGCUGCGACAGGAGAUGUGCAUAGCCAACAACUUAGGAGAGACAGCUCUGAUGUAUGCUGCCGAAGAAGGGCACAUUAAGUGUGUGCAGUAUCUUCGCACAGAGGCUGGCAUGUCAGAUGUUGACAAAAGUACCGCUCUAUUACGGACUCUGCUUAACGGCUACAUGGGCUGCGCAACGAUUCUUUUAGCCUCAGAGCAGAAGAUCAGUAAUGUUACAUCUUUAAUGAUCGCAGCGGCCUCAGGUGAUGUAGAGACCGCAGAGCUCUAUAUUGGAGAGGCAUCUAAGCGGGACGCUCUGGGCCGAACUGCGCUGAUGUAUGCUGCGCGGCAAGGACAUGCCAGCUGUGUCAGCUUACUCAUGCGGUAUGAGCAAGGCAUCGUAGACUUUAGUGGGUACACUGCACUCGCCCACUCUGUUCAAGCAGAACAACUCAACUGUGUCAAGCUCCUCGUCAACGAAGCACACAUACCUACAGGGUUCGGGGAGACCGUCGAAGCCAUGGCCCGCUCACAGGGACACAUGCGGAUUGCACGCUUCCUUAGAAAGAAACCGCGGUAG
Molecule: messenger RNA, 3642 nt
Organism: Giardia duodenalis
Lineage: Eukaryota; Fornicata; Diplomonadida; Hexamitidae
Product: Kinase, NEK
Exons: 1
Coding region: 1-3642 (1213 amino acids)
Biological process (GO): protein phosphorylation
Molecular function (GO): protein kinase activity; protein binding; ATP binding
Source: RefSeq, a predicted model, not a curated record